AUGGCUUACUUGGCAGUUUUCCGGAACUCUCUCUUCAAGUACUUUGAAACAGUAGAAGAGGGUGACUGGGAAGGAUACCUGAGCGCCCUAGACAAAGCAGGCAACACGCUCUUUGAGAUCCUUUUGGUGGGUGGGUUGCUCGCUCCAGGUGGCUCGUACCUGGAAGAUGGAGCACCAAAGAGCCCUUUCUCAGUUCUUGCCGCGAAGUCAUCGGCCUUCGAUGACGUACGUGCAUACGUCGAUGUGAUUGAAAAGAUGAUCCGGCGUUAUAAGUUCUUGCAGAUGCCGCUCGAGGAGUCGACUUUGCCGCGUAUUCUGCAGUACAUUCAUCGCUUUGAAAAAGAACAGGUGGCCAAGUUGGCUGUGGCAACUGCCCUGUCCAUUCAGUCGGGUCUGACAAGUGCUAGCGUUCUUGCACCUCUGCAAAAGGACCAUUUGACUAAGGACGGUUUAUCGCUUUAUUUCAUCACGGAGGUGUUCCGCACCUACCUUCAGAACCAAUCCAUGGAACAUUUGGCCUCGGUGUUGCGUAAGGGAGGCAUUCGUGAUUGGCUAUUGUUCUUCCCUCAAACGAAACGCUCUCAGACAGGGGUAAUUCAAAGUUAUUUCCUCAAUGAUGCAAAGCUGCCGCAAGUUGCUGAAUAUUACAACAAGCGCCAGGUGAAAGAACUCCGCGAACAAACCGCCACAGAUCUCGCCAACAUGGUUCGCACGGAAGAUUCCUCAAUGGAACAAAUGCUUGCUAUGCUCAAAGAACGUUUUGAUAAGCUUGAACAGCCACCAGAGGAGUUCAUUCCUGUCGUAUGGGAGGGUCUUACGCGCGGCAUUGAUGCCGAUACGAAACAAGAUCAGGUGGAGUUGAUCCUGCCAAAGGAGAUUGAACGCUUUGCCGCCAUUCUUGAGCCAUGGGCAUCCACAGCGCGCGCUGAAAUUAAUCUGAUUAACCUGAUCCAGCUUCACUGCUACACAGACACGCGUGUAUUUAAAACGUUCCCGCAAUUACUUAAAGUCCUUUACAAUGAGAAUGUCAUUUCUGAUGGUGCGAUCGUGUAUUGGGCCCAAAAAGGUGCAAAGCCACAAGGUAAACAGCACUUCCUUAAGCUUGCAGAACCAUUAGUCAAAUUCUUGGAAAGCCAAGAAAGCGAAGAUGAGGACGACGAAGAUGAUGAGUAG
This is a messenger RNA of Malassezia sympodialis ATCC 42132, 1173 nucleotides long. RefSeq lists its product as uncharacterized. The coding region runs from base 1 to 1173 and encodes 390 amino acids. The transcript is spliced from 2 exons. The record is from RefSeq and is a predicted model, not a curated record. Gene Ontology annotation, molecular function: protein binding. Gene Ontology annotation, cellular component: membrane; cytoplasm. NCBI's taxonomy places the organism in Eukaryota, Fungi, Basidiomycota, Malasseziomycetes, Malasseziales, Malasseziaceae.